AUGUCCGAUCAUAAUACUCACGAUAACCACGACGAACUUAUCGAUUAUGAGGAAGAAGAAGACACUACGCAAUUAGAGAACGACAACAAGGCAUCUAUUGCUCCAGUUGAAACCACUAAUGGCGAAGAUCAAAAGGACAAAAAAGGAAGCUAUGUUGGUAUACACUCGACUGGCUUCAUGGAUUUCUUGCUCAAGCCAGAGUUGUUACGAGCAAUUGUCGACUGUGGUUUCGAACAUCCAAGUGAAGGUGUGUAUGAAAGACAUGAUGACUACAAAACCUCCACACAAAGAGUAAGACAGCGACAUCGAGCUCCAGUUUGUCUGUCUUCCUGUGUGUCGCUCGUUCAUUCGUUUUGCUCUUUUUUGCCGAUAAUGCUACGACGUCCUGCUGUUUUUUUUGGCCAUCUGUGUCAACUCGUCAACUAUGCUUUUCGAGGCUCGAUUUUAUAUAUUUAUUUUUUUAAAACAUCAUCAUCAUCGUCAUUGUUGAUGGAACAUCUCGUAUGGGGAUCACACGUAUUAUUAUUGCAAGCAUGGAAAUACCAAAAGGGCACGUUUGUUGAAAUGCAACAGGAAUGUAUACCGCAAUCUAUCCUCGGUAUGGACGUACUCUGUCAGGCUAAGUCUGGGAUGGGUAAAACUGCCGUCUUCGUGCUCGCCACUCUACAGCAAGUAGAACCUACGCCUGGUGAAGUCUCGGUAAUCGUCCUGUGCCAUACGCGAGAACUAGCCUUCCAGAUCCGUAGUGAGUACACAAGGUUCAGCAGAUACACACCUGAUAUCAAGACCGACGUCUUCUACGGGGGGGUUCCUAUUAGACAGGACUACGAAAAAUUCCGAAAUAAGGAAACUACUCCACAUAUUGUCGUCGGUACUCCGGGACGUGUUCUCGCUCUUGUGAAAGAAGGACAUCUUAAAGCUGGAAGCGUAAAACAUUUCGUUCUUGACGAAUGUGACAAGAUGCUUGAUCAAUUAGAUAUGCGACGAGAUGUGCAGGAAAUUUUCCGAAAGACACCUCAUAGCAAACAAGUGAUGAUGUUUAGUGCGACAUUAAGUAGAGACAUUCGUCCCAUCUGCAAAAAAUUCAUGCAAAAUCCACUUGAGAUUUAUGUAGACGAUGAAGCAAGACUAACGCUGCAUGGUUUGACACAACAUUUCAUCAAUCUACAAGAGACCGCCAAAAACCGCAAGUUAAAUGACUUGUUGGAUACAUUGGAAUUCAACCAAGUUUGUAUCUUUGUAAAAUCUGUUCAGCGAGCAACUGAGCUGAACAAGCUAUUGGUUGAAUGCAACUUUCCAAGUAUUUGUAUUCACGGGAAAAUGCCACAAGAAGACCGUAUUGCGAGAUAUAAAGAAUUUAAAGAAUUCUCAGCACGUAUCAUGGUCGCAACCGACGUAUUCGGACGUGGUAUCGAUAUUGAACGUGUGAACAUUGUAAUUAAUUAUGAUAUGCCGGAUGGCCCCGACACAUACUUACACAGAGUUGGUCGUGCUGGUCGUUUUGGUACCAAAGGGCUUGCAGUCACAUUUGUCGCUAAUCAAGAAGACGCUGAUAUCCUUCAGAAAGUGCAAGAAAGAUUCGAAGUUAACAUUACCGAAUAUCCUGGUUUGAAAUAA
This is a messenger RNA of Ambispora leptoticha, 1617 nucleotides long. Lineage: Eukaryota; Fungi; Glomeromycota; Glomeromycetes; Archaeosporales; Ambisporaceae. The record is from the annotation of a GenBank genome assembly.